AUGGGUAUUACCAUACGACAGGCGACCAUUAAUGAUAUAGUGGCUAUGCAAGAUGCAAACUUGCAUAAUCUACCGGAGAAUUACCAAUUGAAAUAUUAUAUGUACCACCUCCUUUCUUGGCCUCAAGCGUCUUUUGUUGCUACAACCUAUGAUGGUACUGAUGAUAUAGAUGAUGGAGGUGAAGAUGAGAAGGAGGAGGUUGAAGAUAAAGACGGUACGAAAGACGAGCCAAAAGACGAGCCAAAAGACGAGCCAAAAAAGGAACCAAAAAAGGAACCAAAAGAGGAGCCAAAAGACGGUUACAAUGAUGAUGAUAAAGUAGAUGGCUGGUCAAAAGGUGAUCCCGCAUACAUCAGUAAGGGCGAAAAAAUUAUUGGUUAUGUACUUGGCAAAAUGGAGGAUGAUCCAGAAGCGCAGGACAAGACGCCACAUGGCCAUAUCACAUCCUUAUCCGUUUCGAAAACCUACCGCCGAAUGGGUUUAGCAGAGAAGUUGAUGCGGCAAUCGCUUUAUGCCAUGUGUGACGAGUUUGGCGCCAAAUAUGUAUCGUUGCAUGUUCGAAAAUCUAACAGAGCGGCUUUGCAUUUAUACCGAGAUUCCUUAAAAUUUGAGGUUACGUCGAUUGAAAAAUCAUACUAUCAGGAUGGGGAAGAUGCAUAUGCUAUGAGAUUGGAUUUGAAACUAGAGAACUUGUUACCUUCACGGGCACAUGGUGAAAUAGGGGACGAUUUUUCUCAAAGAUUAAUAUAG
Lodderomyces oxycetoniae is the source of this 750-nucleotide messenger RNA. Its product is annotated as peptide alpha-N-acetyltransferase complex A subunit. NCBI's taxonomy places the organism in Eukaryota, Fungi, Ascomycota, Pichiomycetes, Serinales, Debaryomycetaceae. The record is from RefSeq and is a predicted model, not a curated record. The coding region runs from base 1 to 750 and encodes 249 amino acids. Gene Ontology annotation, biological process: N-terminal protein amino acid acetylation. Gene Ontology annotation, molecular function: protein N-terminal-serine acetyltransferase activity; protein-N-terminal-glutamate acetyltransferase activity. The transcript has a single exon. Gene Ontology annotation, cellular component: NatA complex.